UUUUAUUUCUGGCCUCCGAACCACAACUUUGAACUGCUGCGAGGCUGCUAUAGGUGCUUGCGGAGCACAGGCACCUGGUAGUCCUCCCCUACAGUGAUAGGCUUUCCUAGCGGACAAUCCACGCUGUGUACCUCAGUAACUGCGCCUUCCCAUUCAAUCACCACAUUAAACAUCCGCGACCGAAGUCCUUACAUUCGUUUUACUACUUCAUUUCUUCUGGUACCUGGGUAUCUCUGCCGCUGGAUUGAAUUGUUUAUUUUCUUCUUCCACAAUAUAUACCACCGAAACCAUGAUUUUGCGGAGCGUUUACUUUUUGAUCGCCGGACUCCUUUCCCUCGCCGUGGCCGAUGUUAAAGUCACGGCGCCGGCCGCUGGGGAUUCAAUCACUGGACUUACACUGGACAUUGAAUGGGAGGACUCUGGGACGACGCCCAAACUCGCGGACCUAACAUCAUACCAAGUGUUCUUGUGUGCAGGGGGCAACACGGAGGCGACCAUUGUGCAACUGGCAACGCUAGUGACGAAUGGCGACUUUACCGACGGCAAUACAGUCAGUGCGACGUUGACCGCCGGCCUGGGUGCGGACGUGACCAAUGCCUAUUUCCUGAAGUUUGUCUCCGCCGCCACAGGAGGCACUGUCAUCAACUACUCGGACCGGUUCAGUCUGAAGAGUAUGACGGGCACAUUCCCGGCAGCCGUCACGACAGCUUUAAAGUCGGUUACUGGUACGGCGGGCCCUGCAGAUGUCAACAACAUCAAGGCUGCUGCAGCGGCUGAUGAUGAUGAUGAUGUCGACACUGUGCCGACCAACGGAGCCUCGGAGUACAAUGUGCCAUACACACUACAGACGGGAAGCAUUCGCUAUGCGCCGAUGCCACCUUUGGCUAAGACCAAGAUCACGGCCAAGAAGGCCUCUGCCCAGUGGCCGACCAGUGCAUACACCGUGUAUAAAACCAUUGCUGGCGCGCCAAAUGCUGCUACCACGCACACCGAGACUCUGACAUUCUCUACCCACAGCAGAGAGGCCACGGUCGCUGCAGCUGGCCAACCGAGUGAUGCCGCCAUGCAGAAAUUCUUGAAUCGGUGGAAGGAUUAAGGUUAUGAUUUUGGCCUGUACACAACUAGACGAACAUAUCAUGGAGAACGGUGUUUGGGCAGAAAGGAGAGCAUAGCAGAAGCAUGGCUAAAUAGGUUGGGAUUGGAAUGGAGUUUUUGAUUCGUUCGGUUUUGAAAAGGUAUAUAAAUCAUACCGUCGUCCACAUA
Molecule: messenger RNA, 1263 nt
Organism: Exophiala dermatitidis NIH/UT8656
Lineage: Eukaryota; Fungi; Ascomycota; Eurotiomycetes; Chaetothyriales; Herpotrichiellaceae
Exons: 3
Coding region: 290-1096 (268 amino acids)
Biological process (GO): fungal-type cell wall organization; cell wall biogenesis; (1->6)-beta-D-glucan biosynthetic process
Cellular component (GO): extracellular region
Source: RefSeq, a predicted model, not a curated record